Molecule: messenger RNA, 1008 nt
Organism: Prunus armeniaca (apricot)
Lineage: Eukaryota; Viridiplantae; Streptophyta; Magnoliopsida; Rosales; Rosaceae
Source: the annotation of a GenBank genome assembly
AUGAACACCGAAGAAUUGCUUCAGCAUCGGAGGCUUAAAUUCCGGUCAAUUGGAGGUUUUCAAGAGGGCAUUCCAGUGGAACCUAAACGGAAACGCAACAUGAAACCAUCUGAAGUUAACAUGCCAAAGGCUGCUGACAUAGAGUUGGAGAUUGAGAAUUUGAAAAAGAAGAUCCUGGAAGCAAAGGGACCAUCUGAUCUGAUUACAACCCAAGCAAUUGAGAAGCUCAAGAAAGAUGUAGACAAGGAGAUGACCAAUGCAUUUAUCUCAAUGGGAUUGCAAGAGAAACUCGAAUCAGUGAAGUUGGAAUUAUCAAAAGCCUCAAAAGACACAUCAAGUCAGCCCCUUAAUCGUAAUUUAAAGGAGAAAGUUGAUAAAAUAAUGCAGGAGUUUAACCAUAAUCUAUCGCAGCCAGGGGCGUACCUUGGCUUAAAGCAGAAGCUUGAAAAGCUAAACUUGGUUAGCAGGCUUAUCGAGAAAGAGGAAAGAAAACAGAAACUGAAAGCUGAGAUUAAUCAGAAAGUUCCAGCUGAGCUCAAAGAGAAGAUGGAACUUUUGAAGAAUGCUGAAGAAAAGAUAUCCAAAGGGGAACCAGUGGAUAAGGAGUUGAUGGAAGAAGUAGAGGCAGUUAAGAAAGAGCUUGUGGAGGUCCUAAAGUCAGCUAACUUGGAGGUUGUUGGGGUGACCAAGAAAAAUGUGGUCACCGCACCUCCAGAGUUGAAGGAGAAAAUAGAAAAGGUGAACACAGAGAUUUAUGAGGAAAUUGAGAGAGUAAUAAAUGAAGCUGGUAUUAGUGGAAGAAUAGAGGAGUUGAAGGCUGGUAUAGCAAAAGGCUCAAGUUCAGAAGACAUAGAAAAAGCAGAAGCAAAGAUAAAGGAGGAGAUUCUUGCCACUUUGGAUGUAGAGACACUAAAAGAAAAGGUUAAGAGUUUGACAGUGGAGUUGGACCUUCCUGAGGAAACUGUUGCAGAAGGUGAGAUUAGUGCUGAAAAUGGCAAAUUUCAGUGA